This is a messenger RNA of Osmia bicornis bicornis, 1488 nucleotides long. Its product is annotated as protein phosphatase 1 regulatory subunit pprA-like. The record is from RefSeq and is a predicted model, not a curated record. Gene Ontology annotation, molecular function: protein binding. Gene Ontology annotation, cellular component: extracellular matrix. The transcript is spliced from 2 exons. NCBI's taxonomy places the organism in Eukaryota, Metazoa, Arthropoda, Insecta, Hymenoptera, Megachilidae. The coding region runs from base 60 to 1373 and encodes 437 amino acids.
UCAACGUUCCGCAGUAGAUGUACUUCGCAUUUCAUCGUAUUUAAAUAAGAGCUACGAAGAUGUUGGCUGCGGUGACAAUACUAAUUCUUUCACCGCUAUUGGUAGUUGGAAAUUUCUUUGAAUACGCGGAUUACCCAAAUAUUUGCAACAACGAGAUUUUAACGUUGAAAGGUUACUGUAGCAGCACAAUUUCAGUUAAUUUUAUCGAGUCUCCCAGUCUGAAAUGUGUAAGCAUUGCAAACAGUGAUAUCCGUUUUUUGGAGGAGGGCUCCUUUGAUGGACUGCCAAAUUUGAUUUAUCUAAAUCUUGAAGGAAAUUUUAUUCCUCCGAAUAAAUUAUUCUCUUUCGGUAACAUUUCAAACAUCACGGCAUUGAGUCUCAAUGAUCAGAGGAGGAACAGUUAUUACGAUACAGUAUUGCAAGUGAACACCGUGUAUCCUAAACUUCUAUAUUUGAAUUUGAGGAAUACUAAGAUCUCGAGGAUAACAAACACCGUGAUUAAUCCUUUUCCACAAUUAUCGUAUCUGGAUCUUUCGAAUAAUACAAUCACCUCGUUCAAUUUCGUACAAUUGUGGAACAAUUUGAUAUCGCUUAACCUGGCGGAUAAUAACAUUAAAAAUAUAGGUGAUGGUUAUGAUCUUGAUCUGAAGGGGCUGAGUAGUUUAGAACAUCUUUCCAUAGCGCAUAAUGUAAUAAGUUAUAUUAGCGGAACUGCAUUCAACCACACGGUUAAGCUUCGAUAUUUAAAUAUUUCUGAUAAUUAUGUGACAGCGUUUAGUACUGAAUUAUUUACACCUUUGAACUCUCUGGAAGUUCUUAUAUUGGAUAAUAAUAAGUUUAAUGAUAUCCCACUAAUAAUGUCAUCGAACAUAACAACGUUGUCGAUGAAUUGUAACAAUAUAACCUAUUUAAUGUCAAGCCCGUUGGAGACGUUGCCCCAUCUGAGAAAGUUGUCUUUAGCCGGAAACAGGAUUUCGUACAUUUACUCUGGAACGUUUACAUCUCAAGGGCUGUUGGAGGAAUUAUAUUUAAACGAUAACGAGCUGACUCACUUGCCAAGAAACUGGUAUCAGUCUAUGAAGAAACUUCGAUAUUUGAAUUUAUCAGGGAACAAAUUUACUUCGAUUGAAUCUGUUCUUGAUUUGGCUAACGUCGCUUUGAAAGAGGUUCACCUAGACGGUAACCCUAUAAUGUUCAUCGAAACAGGUAUGCUGAAAUCUGUACCAGAAAAUGUGACGAUUUAUCUGAACAUGAACGUGACACGACCGACGAGCUUCUGUAGACGUUCAUAUUCAGAAUUGAGUAAUUCAGAAUUGAGUAAUUCAGAAUUGAGUAAUUCAGAAUUGAAUAAUUCAGAUAGUGAGGAUUAUUGAAUUGUGAAAGAAAAUGUAUAGAACAAUAUUAUGUCGGAUCAUGUAUCAAUAAUAUGACGGUAUUGAUUAAUAUUCAAACUGUAACAUUAUAACAAUAAAUAUAUAAUUGUAUAAA